AUGGCCGAUAUCAAAAAACUGCAAACCGUCGGCAUUUGCACUGUGAAGGGCGUGAUGAUGACAACCAAGAAACGAUUAGCAGAAGUGAAAGGGCUCUCCGAGGCAAAAGUGGAUAAAAUUAAGGAAGCCGCAUGCAAGAUACUGAAAAAUGGAUUCAUAACUGCUUUGGAAGUUUGCGCUCGACGUAAGCAGUGUUUCAAAAUUUCGACGGGAAGUUCUGAAUUCGACAAAUUGCUUGGUGGUGGUAUUGAGAGCCAGAGUAUCACUGAGGUUUUUGGAGAGUUCCGCACGGGAAAAACACAGCUAUCUCAUACAUUGUGUGCCACUUGCCAGCUGCCAAAUGGAAACUAUCGCGGUGGUAAAGUUAUAUUCAUCGACACCGAGAACACAUUGUAUGUUCCACGAUUGCCUUUAUCGCAGCAGUGGUGCAUCCAAUGA
Messenger RNA from Cooperia oncophora, 438 nucleotides. Lineage: Eukaryota; Metazoa; Nematoda; Chromadorea; Rhabditida; Trichostrongylidae. The record is from the annotation of a GenBank genome assembly.